Terrapene triunguis (Three-toed box turtle) is the source of this 1431-nucleotide messenger RNA. RefSeq names its product protein-L-isoaspartate(D-aspartate) O-methyltransferase-like. Bases 209 to 958 code for a protein of 249 amino acids. Gene Ontology annotation, biological process: protein modification process. Lineage: Eukaryota; Metazoa; Chordata; Testudines; Emydidae. Gene Ontology annotation, molecular function: protein-L-isoaspartate (D-aspartate) O-methyltransferase activity. The record is from RefSeq and is a predicted model, not a curated record. Gene Ontology annotation, cellular component: cytoplasm. The transcript is spliced from 9 exons.
GAGCCCAGGCGGCGCCCCUCAGCCUCCUUCGCCCAGCGCUGGGGCGCCCAGCCAGCCCGGGGCGAGGGCUGCCAGCGCCGGCCGGUUCCCGCAGGCUCGAGCGGGGCGAGGGUUUAUUUUGUUUGCCUCCGAUUUCAACUCGCUGGCACUUGAGUCAGAGGCUUAAUUUUACAAACCCUGGUCUGGGAGGCCACUGCAUUUCUGAGAGAUGAGCCGUGUGCUGCAGUGUGCUAUAUUUACUGUGCUCAUGGGACUGUUGCUCACAAGAACCAUGGCCUGGACUUCAAGUGGGAAAACACAUGCUGAGCUACUCAACAAUCUUUACAAAAAUGGAGUGAUUAAAUCUCAACGGGUCUUGGAUGUGUUAAUGGCCACAGAUAGAGCCCACUACACCAAGUAUUUACCAUACAUGGAUUCUCCUCAGUCAAUAGGAUAUAAGGCUACAAUCAGUGCACCCCACAUGCAUGCCCAUGCUCUGGAGUUGCUGAAGGAUCAGCUAGUGGAAGGAGCAAAGGCCCUGGAUGUGGGAUCAGGAAGUGGUUACCUCACAGCUUGCUUUGCUAGAAUGGUGGGUCCCACAGGGAAGACAGUAGGCAUAGAACAUAUUGAAGAGCUGGUCCAUGAAUCCAUUAGAAAUGUCAGAGAAGAUGACCCAACUCUGCUCACUUCUGGCCGUCUGAAACUUCUGGUUGGAGAUGGCAGGCAGGGAUACCCUGAAGAAGCACCUUAUGAUGCCAUCCAUGUUGGAGCAGCAGCAGACACUGUACCAAAGGAGUUGCUGAAAGAGUUGAAGCCAGGUGGCCGGUUGAUCUUGCCAGUUGGGCCUGAAGGUGCAAACCAGGUUCUGAUGCAGUAUGACAAAACCAGUGAUGGGCAAAUUGUGGAAACGCAACUGAUGGGCGUGAUCUAUGUUCCCCUGACCGAUAAGGAGAAGCAGUGGCCCCGGGAUGAAGUUUGACAGAAUAUCUCUUACAAAAUGAUCUUGGAAAGCUCAUGAACCAGGUCCUGAAGAAGCAACUAUAGAUGUGUAUGGCUUUGCUUUAUAAAUCAAAUUUUUUUUUAACUUGGACACAUCACAAAGGCAUUUUCUGCUUUUUAAAGAACUCAAUACGGAGGAGUGAGAGAAGAAUAUUCCUCCAGAUCAAUCAGCACCCAGUUCCUAAGCUGUGGAGAUCUUGUCUGAUUUCUUCCUGGACUGAGUAAAACCAGAUAAGCCCAGUUGUCCUCUUUGGUCAGCUCCACAUACAAUAUCUAUGUAAAUAGAGAAUGGAGAGUGUGCAAUACUGUUACAGAUUUGAGAAUUCAUCUGUAUUGUACUUGAUUAAAUGGUAGUGCAUUUAUAUUCAUGACUUGCUCAUCUGAUGCCUGAAGAAAAAUUACAGUAUGUAUUUGAUCUGCUUAAUCUUCUCGAUUAAACAUAUUCUUUUCUCA